This is a messenger RNA of Eimeria acervulina, 24813 nucleotides long. Its product is annotated as Midasin, related. Gene Ontology annotation, biological process: rRNA processing; ribosomal large subunit assembly. Bases 1 to 24813 code for a protein of 8270 amino acids. The record is from RefSeq and is a predicted model, not a curated record. Gene Ontology annotation, cellular component: preribosome, large subunit precursor. NCBI's taxonomy places the organism in Eukaryota, Apicomplexa, Conoidasida, Eucoccidiorida, Eimeriidae. Gene Ontology annotation, molecular function: ATP hydrolysis activity; ATP binding. The transcript is spliced from 21 exons.
AUGGGGCCCCAACCUGUUGCCAGUAAGAAGCCCUCCAGUCGUGCACGGCGGAGGGCAAAGUCAUCCGUUAAUGCUGCAGCAGCAGCACCUGCAGCAGCAGGACCGUCAUCAGCUGCAGCAGCACCGUCAGCAGCUGCAGCAGCACCGUCAGCAGCAGCAGCAGCAGCAAGUGUAGUACCAGCUGUGGCACCAGCUGCAGCUGCAAAUGGAGCGCCAUAUGCCGCUUCAUCUACAGCUGCCGCUGCCGCUUCAGCUGCAGCACAACCUGCAGCAGCAGUAUCAAGUCAAGCAGUUGCAGCAAAUGAAGCAGCUGCACCAAGUGAAGCAACUGCUUCAUCUGUGCAACGCAGAGGAGCCUUCACGUCUGGGCCUGGGGAGUCAUAUUCAGAUUCAAUACAGGCCCCAAGGCCAGAGGAAGCAGUUGCUAUUGAGGGGCGUUGCAGCGCCUCCUCAGGUGUUAAGAAGAACCCCCCAGGGAGUGUACGCUGGGGCAGCAGCAAUUCUUUGUUGCCUUUGGUGCCUACCCCAUUGGCUUGUCGGUUAUUAGAAAAGCUGCUCUGGGCAUACAACUCGCGGAGGUGGGGAGUGAGGCCCCCUGUGCUGCUGCACGGCUCUCCGGGCAGUGGUAAGAGUUCGUAUAUUCGAUGGCUUGCACAAACUGUGGGGGUACAGCGGCCGCCUGUCAGUCUCUUCCUUGAUCAGCAAACAGAAGCAAAAGACCUUGUCGGGUCUUGGGUGUGUGGGCGGCGUGCUGGGGAGUUUGAGUGGCAGGAGGGCAUCUUGACACGGUGCGUACGAGAGGGGCGAUGGAUAGUGAUAGAGCAGCUGCAGCAGCUGGCGCAGGAUGUGCAUGCGCUGCUGCACGGCCUUACAGCAACAGGCAGCCUUGCAGUACACGAGCAGCAGCAGCAGUUGCGCGUACACCCCGACUUCGCCCUCUUCGCUACCCUUGCUGCCCCCGUGCGCCACUUCCGCACCAACAAACGCAGCAAAGCAGCAGCAGAAGAAGCGGCAGAAGAGAAGGGAGCAGCUGGGGAGCGCCCUGAAGAAUGUCUUGAUGCUGUAUUAACUGCGCCUCCGCCUCCCCUGUCGCCUUUGUUAGAGUCGUGGGUGUUGCUGCAUGUGCCACCUCCUUCAGCAGCAGACGUCCAUCAGAUUGUUAGUCAUUCAUUUCCUGCUGUUGCGCCUGUUGCUGCAAGGCUACAGAAGGCCUUUGAUGCUGCAGCAGCAACUGCAGCAGCAGGCCUCACUAGGCCGGGUCUGCCGCCUCCCAAGGCGGCGCGGCUGCCUCAGCUGAGGGACUUUGUGAAGCUCUGCAGACGGUUGCAGACACUAGCUACUGCUGCUGCCAGCAGCAGCAGCAGCAGCAGCGGGAGUAUCUUUGAGGGGUUCCUGACGGAUCGGCUGAGGCUGCGAGUAGUAGAAGAGGCAGCAGCAGUGUUGCUGGGCCACCUGAGUGAUAGACAGCUGCGGCUGCGUGCUGCUGUAGCAUUCGCUGCUAUAUGGGAUGUGCAUGAAGGUCAGGUAGAGGCGCUGCUCUUCAGCCAGAGACCGGUGCUUCGCGAGACAGCAGAAGCCCUUCAAAUCGGGCCUUAUACCCUACCUAAACCGGAGCCCCCGGAGGGGCCACCCAGCAGCAGCACCGCAGAGGGCAGCGACAUUCUUAUGUUGGGAGGAGAUGAAGAGACAGCAGCAGCAGCAGCAGCAGUAGAAGGUGCUGCUGGCGCUGCUGACGACUUGGGGGAGCCUGCAGCAGGAGCAGAGCUGCUGACGGGGCAGCAGCUGCGGUUGGUGCAGCAGGCUGGGGGCGCUCUGCAUGCAGAGGAGCCCCUGUUGUUUGUGGGGGAUACGGGGGCUGGCAAGACAUUCAUAGUUUCUUACUUAGCCCGGAGACUGGGGAAAGAACUUAUUGUAGUAAAUCUUCAUCGUCAGAGUGAGGGAGAAGACCUUCUGGGCCGCUGGGUCCCUAGACACCCGCCGCAUGAGGCGCUGCAUCUAUGGCAGCAGCUGCUGCAUCUCGCAGACCUCAUGCUGGGGCCUCCAACAGCCGAAGAUGCUGCGGGCGCCCCACACGCCGACAGCGACGCAGAGGCACCCAAAGUCAAGAAACGCAAGCAGCAGCAACAGCAGCAGCAGCAGCAGCAGCAGCAACAGCAGCAGCGGUCAAACCUUAUAGAGUCCAUGAGACAGAUGAUGCUCAGGGUGAGACGAGGAGGGUCCCGUCUGCUGCAGCGUGAGGCCUACAUAGCGUUGCUUAGGCUGGCAGCAGCAGCUAACACUGCUCUGCUGCAGCUGCUGCGGAAAUGCGGUAAUAUCUUGCCGGUGGUCUGCACCGCUACACCGCCGCAGCAACAGCAGCAGCAGCAGCAGCAACAACAGCAGCAGGAGCGCGUGUCAGUCGGUGAGCUGCUGGCACGUUGCACAGAUCUGCAGACAUCUUUUGAUGCUCUUUUAGGGGACCCUGCCCUCGCAGACUGCAGUGCUGCAGCACCGCGUAAGUUUCAAUCCCUUGUUGACGCUUGUGGCUUGCGAGGGUUCUUAUCUGCUGCUGGUGAGGAGUGGGAGGCAGCAGCUGCAGCAACAGCAGCUGCUGCAGCUCCAGGAGGGGCCCGCAAGAGGCGCAGCCAGCUGCACUUUGUCUUCACUGAGGGCCCCCUUGUCGAAGCUGUGAGAACAGGGAAGUGGCUGCUGCUGGAUGAAAUCAAUCUUGCUCCUCCUGAUCUGCUGCAGCGGCUUCUGGGGCUGCUGGAGGAGCCUCAGGAGCCGUUGCUGCUGCUUGAAGGGGGUAAGCCCCGCCGGGUGUACAGACAUCCCAACUUCCGUGUCUUUGCAUGCAUGAAUCCCCCUAUGCUUGCGCCUCCCCUUCGACUGGCGGAGCACAAGUUAUCUUUUGACGACGAAGAGGAGCCCCACAACGCAGAAGAUGCCUUGCAGCAGCAGCAGCAGCAGCAGCGAGGGAAUGAUGCACCUACCGAUAUGAAUGCGGGUGUUGGGAAGAGAGAAUUGCCUGCUGAAGUGAGGCAGCGAUUUACAGAGUUGUAUGUAGAUGAGACAGAGGGACUCGAGGACAUUACUACAGUUGUGGAUGCGCAUUUGAGGCCUUUGUGUGCGGACCCGCCUUCACGUUUGGUGGCUGAGGUGUAUAUACACCUCAAAUGCUUGGCAGAGGCGGGUCAGCUACUAGACGGCAACAACAAGACCCCUUGCUACUCCUUGCGGACGCUAUCUCGCUCUUUGCUGCAUGCAGCUGCUGUUACCCGGCGGUCUGUGCGGCCGCUGCAGCUUCGUGCAGCAUUAAAAGAGGGUUUUCUUGCUUUGUUUGGCUCUUCGUUGAGCCCUCUCAGUGCUGCAAGAGUCGAGAGGGUCUUAACAAAGGCAUUUAAACCUGCGCUCCCCUCAGAAGGAGCCCCGCGCCCUCCUCUUAGGGGUUCUCCUGCUGCACGCACUGGGCAGCAGCAGCAGCAGCUGCAGCUGCAGCUGCUGCCUGCAGCACCAGGAGAAGAGGCCCACGUGGCAGUAGAGGGAUUCAUCAUCCGCAGAGGAGGGGAGCCAAUAGAUGUGGAGGCCCUGAAGCGGCGGUUUGUGCUGACACCGAAUUCUGAGGUGUACGUACACCGCAUGCUGCGGCUGUUGAGUGGAAGCCGCUGCGCUUUGCUGCUGGAGGGGCCUACGUCUUGCGGGAAGACGUCUUUGGUUUCUUUUCUAGCAGCAGCAACAGGGCACAAGUGCAUUCGCAUAAACAAUCAUGAAAAUACUGAUGUUCAAGAUUAUGUAGGAAGCUACGCCCCAGAUGCAGAGGGCCGCCUUGUCUUCACUGAGGGGCCCCUCACUGUUGCUGUACGCAAUGGCUGGUGGGUCCUCAUUGAUGAGCUCAAUCUCGCUCCCUCCGAUGUCUUAGAAGGUACGCAGCAAAUCGCUAAUGCUGAUGCUGCUGCUGCUUCUACUGGUUCUGCUGCCGCUGCUGCUACUGGUUCUGCUGCUAUUGCUGCUACUGGUUCUACUGCUGCUGCUAUUGCUGCUACUGGUUCUACUGCUGCUGCUGUUGCUGCUGCUGGUUGCACUGCUGCUGCUACUACUGGUAUUGCUGGUGAACGGCUCCGUAAAGAAAAAUCACUAAAUCGUUUGCUCGAUAGCAACAGGGAGCUGCUCCUCCCUGCAACAGGGGAGGUGGUGAAGGCGCAUGAAGACUUUCAGCUCUUCGGUACCCAGAACCCUGCAGGUAUUGGGGUGUAUGGAGGCCGGAAGGUGCUUAGUAGGGCCUUAGCAAAUCGCUUUAUGCAGCUACAAGUAACACCAUUUACUACAAAUGAUCUGCAGCAAAUUCUGCUUACUCGUUGCAGUCUGCCGCUCUCCAGGGCAGAGCCUAUGCUUCGGGUGUAUGUUGACCUGCAGCAGCGCCGCGCAAACAGCUCUGUCUUCUUUGGCGCACACGGCUUUAUGACUAUCCGCGACCUCAUUAGGUGGGGCCGCCGGGUGGGGAACUCCCCAUUUCAGCACCUGCAGCAGCAGCAGCAGCAGCAGCAGAAGCAGCAGCAGAAGCAGCAGCAGGAGCAGGUGCAUGAGUAUGCGCCGAUGUCUUUUGAAGAGGUGGCGUUAGAGGGAUGGCUGCUGGUAGGGGAGAGACUCCGUACAGAAGAAGAUAGAGCUGUUGUUCGUGCGUCUUUAGAGCGUCAUUGUUUAGGGUCGACAGCAACAAAACCCAAACACCUGCACUUUACUUUUGCUGCAGAUCCUUAUGUCUCUGCCUUUCGCCGCUUGCUGCACAGAAAGAUUCAACGCUGCUUGCAGCAGCAGCAAGCAGCAGCAGACGCAGCAGCAGCAGCAGCGGCUGCUGCAGCACAUGCGGCGGCUCUAAGCGAUGCGCCGGAAGGUGUGCGUAGGGAAGCCGAGGCAGCAGCAGCAGCAGCAGCAGCCACUGCUGCUGCUGCUGCUGCUGCUGCACCAGAGCUACCCGCCUUCCUGCCCUUUUCCUUCAACGCUGCUUCCCUCAGGCUCUUAGCCUUAACCCUGAGGGCCAUGGUGGCUGGGGAGAAUUUGCUGCUCGUUGGAGACACAGGGGCAGGUAAGACUGCAGUGUGCGAGUUGGUUGCAUGGACGCUGCAGCAGGAGCCGCAGCAGCAGCAGCAGCAGCUGCUGCAGCAGCAGGGGGAGGAAGGCCCCACAGCACUAGAAAAGGGCCUUGUGCAGCGACUGUCUCCUAACGGCAUGUACGUUUAUAACUGCCACCUGCAAAUGGAGGCCUCGGAGCUCCUUGGCUGCAUGACUCCUGUGCAUCAAGGCGAGCUGCUGCAGCAGCAGCAGCACGCUGCUGCGCUGCUGCAGCAGAUUCUGGAGAUGCUCGAGCACCCGCCUCCCCCAGAGGACUUGCUUCCCAACUGCGGGCAACUGACGCAGUCUUCAGCAACAGCAGCAGCAGCAACGGCAGCAGGAGCAACAGCAACAGCUGCUGCAGGGGAAGGCGGUUCUGAGGAGAAGAGCGUGACAGCUGAUGGUUUGCUGCUGCGCUUCUACGAGCUGCUGCAGGCAGCAGCAGCAGACGUCGUGAUUUGCUUCCGAGCCCAUAAGGAUAGGGGGGGCUUAGAGAUGGGGGAAGAGGACACCAAUCUCUUUUGUAGGGCCCUCAGCAAGGCAGCCAGACAGGCGCAGCAGCUGCUGCAGCAGGAGACAGAUGCAGCAGCAGCAGCAGCCGCUGAAAAGGAGACCCAUUUCAGACAACAGCUUGAAGUAGCGAGGCGCACACUGCAGCACGAACAAAGCAAACAUCAGCAGCUGCUCCUGCAGCUGCAGCAGCAGGAGCAGGAAGAGCAGCAGCAGCAGAAACAGCAGAAGAAGCAACAAGAAGAACAAGACGUUGCUGGUGCUGAUGGUGGUACGCAUCUCAGACAGCACCGUCAGCAGCAGCAGCAGGAGCAGCAGGAGCAGCAGCAGCAUCAGCAGCAGCAACUGCAAGGGCAGGAGGGGAAGGCAGCAAGGAAGAAACGGCGAAAGGGGACCCGCAACCAGGCAGCAAAGGAGACAGAAGCUGCUGCAGCAGAAGCUGCUGGAGCUGCUCAGGACGUAGAGGAUACAGCGCAGAAGAGACUCAGGAGGUCGUCUCUCAACUCAGGCGCAGCAACAGCAACAGCAACAGCAACAGCAGCACGAGCAGAAGCCAAGGGAAGUGUUCUGCAUGGGGAUGCAGCAGGUGCUACAAGUGCUGCUGCUGCCAAAGAAGACGCUGGCUCAGCAGCAGCAGCACGAGAAGCGCUUGCCGCUGCAGCAGCAGCAGCAUCAGCAGCAGCAGUAUCAGCUGAGGAGGCGGUGGCAUCGGCUGCGUCAUCGCAUGCUGCUGCAGCUGCUUCAGUUGUUGCGCUGCAUGCUGCUGCUGGGGCUGCAGCAGGUAUGGUAAAGGCUUAUACGGAUCAGCUACUGCAACAAUGUGCUGCUUGGCGUGAUGCAUGCAAGCGGACCCGCUGUCUCUUUUGCUGGAGGGACGGGCCCCUUGUAAAGGCAAUGAAAGAAGGCGCUGUCUUCUUAUUAGAUGAGGCCUCUCUUGGUCAAGAUGCUGUCUUAGAGCGCCUCAAUUCCCUGCUAGAGGACGGCAGACAUAUACUACUCACUGAACAAGGUGCUGCAGCAGGGGCUGCUACUGCUGCUACGGCUGCGGACGGCAGCGUCGCCCCAGCAGCAGCAGCAGCAGCAGCAACAGCAGGGGUGGAGGUCCACGCAGCAGCAGGGUUUCGCUUUAUUGCAACAAUGAAUCCAGGAGGAGACUACGGUAAAAGGGAGCUGUCUCCUGCUCUAAGAAAUCGCCUCACUGAGGUGUAUGUACCGGCCUUCAGCUUCGACGCUCCAGACGCUGUGCUGCUGCUGCUGCAGCGGCUGCAGCACACCUGCCUUCGCGGGCUGCAGCUGCCGUACGCAGCGGAGGCCCUGGCGAUGAAGAAGGACAACACCCAAAUGCAGCAGGAGCUGCUGCAGCUAAAGCAGCAGCUGCAGCAGCAACAGCAGCAGCAACAGCAGCCAGAUGAAUCGCAGGGAGACCUGCUCCUCAGCUGCCUCGCUAUACGUCUGGUGCUGCUGCUGAGGUGGGUGCGGCAGCACAUAAAGCAGCCGCUCUCUAUCCGUGAUGCCUUAUGCUGGAUUUGUUUCAUACAUCGUUUUGUUGCUUCUCAACUGCAUGCAGCCCCAAACACACCAGCAGCAGGGGCAGCAACAGCAGCAGCUCGGUGGGCUGUGCAGGGCUUGAUCCACGGUGGCUGUCUGCUGCUGCUGGACGGCCUGGGUGUGGGUGCAGACAUGCUGCUGCCGCAGCAGCAGCUGCAGGCGCUAGCAGAGGGGUACUUCGAGACCGAAGCAAACUUAGCAGCACUGCAUGCGUCACAGGGGAUGGCAGAGGAGGAGCAGCAAGUGCGGCUGCAGCAGGUGCAGCAGAAGCUGCACCAGCAGGUUGCAGAGGCGGCUGCCCAUGCUUCCCGGAGGCCCCAUUUGGGGGUCUUGCUGCUCCUGAAGAUGCAUGCAUGUGGCCUGUAUACCGACCUUGGCUUGUAUAGACACCCUGACCUCCAGAAGCAGCAGCAGCAACAGCAGCAGCAAGCGAAGGCAGCAGGCCCGUGCUGGAGUGAGACGUGUGCUGCCUUUGAAGAAGACGGCUUCGCAUGGGUCUGUGCUGCAUUUGCUGCUCGGGGCAGCAUCGCUGCAUCAGAGGAAGAAGAGAUGCUGGAGGUGGGGCCCUUUAGUCUUGCUGCUUACAAGCAAGCUCCAGGAAGUACAUUGCAGCAGCAGCAGCAGCAACAGCAGAAACAACAACAGCAGCAGCAGCAGCAACAGCUGCAGCAGGUAGACGAGCUUCCUCAAGUGAUUCAAUCCCCCUCUGUGCGGAGGUCUCUAGGGCGGCUGCUUCGUUGUUUGUUGCUGCUCCAGCAGCAGCAGCAGCAGCAGCAGGGAGGGGGCUGUCUAGGCAGCAGCUCGGGGAGACAUGCAGUGCUUCUCGAGGGGCCCCCUGGAGCAGGGAAGACGUUUGUUGUUGGGCUGUUGGCUCGGCUCUGUGGGCGGCAGUUAGUGCGCAUUAAUCUAAGCCAAGACACAGAGCUCGCAGAUUUAUUAGGGGCUGUUGUUCCUGCAGCAGAGAUUGAAGACGAAGAAGAUAAAACAUUCAUUACACCCACCACGCCGCUGCACCCUUCAGCAGCAGCAGCACCACCAACUGCUGCUGCUGCAGCAGCAGCAGAUGGAGACGCGGGAGAGACGCAAGCGCAGACCCCCCAAGUGGAAAGAAAGAAGCCCCCUUUUGUGUGGGUAGACGGGGUAUUAACGCGGAGUCUGCGAGAAGGCCACUGGGUGCUUCUUGAUGAAUUAAACUUGGCGCCGCAGCAAACCCUAGAGGGCCUCAACCCUCUCUUAGAUCAUCGCCGCUGUAUAUAUCUCCCUACACCUGAAGACCCUGAGGUGUUAGUGCAGACAGAGAAAAGUAGCAGCACGAAAGCCUCAGCUUCAGGCUCCGCUGCUGCUGCUGCUGCCGCAGCAGCAGCAACAACAGGAGCAGGAACAGCAAAGAAAGAUGCAGCUGUACACGCACCACCGGGCUUCGUUCUCUUCGCAACGCAAAACCCCCACGCCACUGCAGCAGCAGCAACAGGAGCAGCAGCAGCAGCAGGGAACAGCAGCGGAGACGAAGAGGAAGGGGAAGCAGCGAUAGAAGCUCUGUUGAGGCAAUUGGGCUUGCCCAAAGACCUAACGGACACGCCUUUUAAAACAAAAGGAGACAGCAGAGACACCACACCCAGCAGCAAAGCUGUGCAGGGACGCAAAGGGCUGCCUCAGUCUCUCUUAAACAGAUUUUGCAGGGUCCGCGUAGAUGAGAUGCUGGAGACAGAUAUGGUUGCCAUUGCACACAAACUCCUAGCCUGGCUGCAGCAGCAGCAGCAACAGCAGCAGCAGCAGGAACAGCAGCAGCAGCAGCAACACCAACAGCAGGAGGAAGAGGGGAAAGAGCAGCAGCAGCGGCAGCAGCGGAGUCGGGCUUUGCAAGGCGCCUCUGUGAUGAGGCCGCGGCUAUUGCUGCAGCAGGAGGAGCAGCAGCAGCUGCUGCUGAGUGCAUGCGUUGUGCGCUGCGUCCGUCUGCUGGCGCAGCUUGGGGCUGAACAUUCGUUUAAAGGCCUCACAGAUUCUGUGUACAACCUGAGAGAUGCAAUGAGGAUUAUAAGGCUCUACGCGCACGGGCUGCCAACUGCAGACCCUCGGGGGGCCGUUGCUGUUGCGCUGCUGUCGCGCCUUCGCAGCAGAGAAGACGUGAGGGCAGCAGCUCUUCUGGCUUCUCUGUGUUUCCCUCCGGGCGUGUUUCGGCAGCAGCAGCAGCAGAAGCACGUGCAUGCGCUGCAGCAGCAGCAGGAGCAGCAGCAGCGGGAGGGCGACGAAGUUGCCUUAGACGAUGUUGCUGCUCUGCUGCGGCCCUGGUUGGCUCCUGCUGCGGUGCGGCAUGCAGUGCAGCAGCAGUUGCUGCUGCCUUCUUUAAUGAAUGUUGCUGAUAGACUAUCAGGGAGACAGCCAAUUGAUCUUAUUGUUAGAGACAAUUUUGUCUCCUUUGGAGACCUGACUCUGCUGCUGGCUCCAGAGGCAGCAACGCCAGCAACCGUGAAGCAGCAAGAGGAGGAGAUGCAUGCAGCAGCACAGCAGCAGCAGCAGAAGGGACAGCUCUGGAAGAGCAGCAUCGUGAGGUGGCUCGCUGCUGCAUGCGGCGCGACUGUAUGCGAGGUGCAGUUGGGGCCCUCCGUUGAUACCUCAGAUCUACUUGGGGUGUACAGGCAGGUGCAGCCAAGACAACGGCUGCUUCAAGCUUCCCGUGCAGCGCAGCAGGUUGCAGACUGUCUGCUGCAGCAGCAGCAGCAGAAGCAGCAGCAGCAGCUGCUGCUGCAGCAGCAGCAGUUGAAGGACUUGCGUGCUGCUGUUGCAGCAGCACGACAGAAGUUGGUAGAUGCUUCAGACUUGGGCGCUGUCUCCGUCUCAGGGAGCGGGGAGGGCAUGCAGCCUGAGGUGCAGCAAAGGACUUUGCUGCAGCAGGUUGCUGCAGCAACAGCAGCAUUACUUGAGGGCUGCAACGCUGCUGUUGCACCUUUGCUUUCUCCUCCGACUGGCAAAGAGGUCGCAGCAACUGAGGCACUACGUGCUGCGCUGCAGCGGCGCAUCCAGAGGGCCCGGCUGCUGCUGCAGCAGGGCUGCGUGUUGUGCGGUCUGCAGCCCAUAGUGUCUGCAGCAACAGGAGCAGCAGCAGCAGCAGCAGCAGAGGAAGAGACCCCUCGUUUUGUAUGGACAGACAGUGCACUCGUAGAGGCCGUACGUCGCGGCCAUUGGCUGCUGCUGCGCAGCGCUCAUCUCUGUAGCGCCUCCGUCUUAGACAGACUUAAUGCAUUGCUAGAAGACGGGGGGAGUCUGCUGCUAACUGAAGGGGGGCCCCCAAGAGAGGUGAAGAGACACCCCAAGUUUAGGAUUCUAUUCACUGCAGAAGCAGCAGCAUCAUGCAGACUCUCCUCAGCCCUGAGAAACAGGUGCUGCGAGGUGUACGUACACCCGCCGGGCACUGUCGCAGCAGCAGCAGCAGAAGCAGCAGCACAAACAUCACAUGCAACGGCCAACUCUACUGCAGAAGAAUGCGAUAUCGACGGAGCAGCAAACCCAAGCCCAACGGCAACAGCAGCAGCAUCAGCAGCAGCAGCAGCAGCAGCAAGACAGCCUUGGCUGCUGGCGGGGCUGACAGAGCGGCUAUUAAUGACGUUUGCAGGCCUCUUGAGGGGCUGUGGGGUUUCUGCUGCACAGGCGACGGGAGGAGACAGUUUGCUGCGAGCGUUGCUAUCUCGAUGGUCUUCAUCGUUGCUGGCAGCAGAGACGGAGCUGGAGGGAGAGCCCAGCGGAGACAAGGCACAGUCUGCUGCAGCAGCAGCAGCAGCAGCUUCAGCAAAUGCUACGCUGCGCGCCGUCGGAGUCUUCAUCAGCUUCUGUUGCAGCAGGGCUCACUGCAGCAGCAGCAGCAGCAGCAGCAGCAGCUACGUACGUUUGUGUCCCCUUUUGCUGCAGGACAGCUACAGGCUGCUGCUGGCGGGAGACACGGGUCUGUCGCUGGCAGCAGCUGAAGUGAUGUCUCUGCAGCACGCAGCUGUGCAGCUGCUGCUGCAGCUACUAGGAGACGAAUCUGCGCUGUCGCAGUUUGCUCUUGCGGCACAGUCGUCGCUGUGUGACGUUCCCCAGCAGCAGCAAGUGCAGCAGCAAGUGCAGCAGCAGCAGGGAGGCACACAAGGAGACAGCAGCAGAGAUGUAGUUGCUGCAGGACUCCAAAGCAUCCGAGAUGAACUUGGAGAGGGGGCUGUUGCUGCUGGCCUUGCUGGUCUACAGGCUAUUGCGCGCAGAGUCGCGGGAAGAAGCAGCAAAGAUGCAGCAGCAGCAGCAGCAGCAAGUUGGAGGUGUCUCCAGGGAUGGGGCAGCUCUUAUGCUGCUGCUGGACGUGUGGAGGGUUCAUACAAUAGACCUGCAGCAGUAGCAGCAACGGGAAGGCCGCAAACAGCAGCAACAGCAGCAACACCAGCAGCAGCAACAGCAGCAACCGCAGCAGCAACUGCAGCAGCAGCAACAACAGACGAUGUCGAUCACAGUGUAUCUGUAGAAACGUUGUUUCAGUGUUUUCUGUGGCAGUACACCGCAGCUGUCGACGCUUCAGCCAUUUGGCGCCUGCUGCUGCUGCAGCUGUUAGCAGCUUGCUGCUGCUGCUGCCGCUCUGUUCCCAGAAGACAGGAAGACAUCAGCAGCUCUGCAGACAGCAGCAACGAUGUGCAGCAAGACACAGACUGGGCCAUCCUGAGGGAGGCUAUAAAGCGACACGUGCUCCUGCACCGUGAAAGCAGCAGCUGCAGCAACAGCAGCAGCAGCAGCAGCAGCAGCAGCGAUGCCGUCGGGGGACUGAUAGCAAGGUCUGUUACCAGUGAGGUCUCCUUUAUUGGAAGUGUUGCUUCUGCUUGUGUUGAGAGGGCUGAGGGGGGUCUUCCGCUGCUUGCUGCAGCAGUGCGCCACUUCAUGUGGGGGGCAGCAGACGCAGAAGAGUUUGCUGCUCGCCUUCGAGCGCUGCAGCAGCUGCAGCAGGAAGCACUGCAGCAGCAUCAGCUGCUGCCGCCGCUGCACCAGCGGCGGCGAAAAACAGCUCUCCGCUAUCUUGCUGCUGCAUGCAGCGCCUUAGAGGAUAUCGCGCAGGGGCCUUUCCUUCUGCCUCCAGGCGCUGCAGCAGCAGCAGCAGCAGCAGCAGGACCAGUUGCUGCUGCAACUGCCGCGCCUCACAGUAGGUCCCUCCUGUACACAGCAGCCCGCCUAUUAAGAACAGUCUCUUCCUCAUGUGUGCAAGGCCUGAAGGGGAACAAUGAAUAUUCAUCUUCGCUGCAGCAGCAGCAGCAGCAGCAGGUGCAGCAGCAGCUGCUCCUGCGCGAGCUAGUCCAUUUAUGCCGCAGUGAGAGCACAGCCUUGCUGCUGCCUGAAAGGUUGCUGCUGCUGCAGCAGCAGAGCAGCAGCAAGGGUCUCUCUAGGAAGUGCCCACGCUGCAGCCUGGAAGGCCAAGGAUUCUUCUGGUGUCUCCUCUUUGCAUGCGUGCUGCCUGUCAAGCAGCAGCAGGGAGAGCAGCAGGAUGUGCUGCAGCAGGAGCUGCUGCAGCAAGAGAUGCAAGAUGAGAAGACACAAGUUAGAGAGAUGAUGCAGCGCUUAUUCGAAGGCCUUCGCCACCUAUCCAGGUGUACGGUGUUUGCUGCUGAUGAGGCCCUUCAUAUGCUGCUGCAGCAGGCAGCUGGGCUGCUGCCUGCUGCAGCUACUGCUGUUGUUGCUGCUGAGGGAUUGGCUACAAGCCUUAUGCAGCAGUCCAGACACCUGACCCGCUGCUUCAUGGCGUGGGCGGAGCUGCUGCAGCUGCUGUCUCUCCCCGUGUGCGGUAGAUGCGGUGUUGCCGCUGCAGCUGCAGAGGAGAAGGAUAAUAACAUUAGCAGCAGCAGCAGAAGCAGCAGCAGCAGCAGAAGCAGAAGCAGCAAACGCCAGCAGCUACUUGGAAACCAGGAGAGGAUGCAGUUGGCCCUGCAACGGCAUGGAGGUGUAUUACUGCUGCUGUUUAAAAUGUUUGCUGAGGGCCUUCAGGGUUUUGCUGCUGCAGCAGCCGCAACGGCUGCUGCGGUCAGAGACUUAGGCAGCUAUAAGGACUGGGAUGCAGCAGCAACAGCAGCAGCAAAAGCAGCAGCAACGACCAAAUUUGUUGCUGCUGAACUCCUCCCGCCGCUUGAUUGCAUACGCACAACGCUCGUGCAUGCAUAUCGUGCUGUCGGUGGCUCAGCAGCAUCCGAGACAGGCGACGGGCUGCUGAGUUUGAUGGACGUGAAGCAGCAGCAGCCGCAGCAGCAGCAUCACAACGAGCAGCAGCUAACACGGAAUGGCGGCUGCUCUGCUGCUGCUAGUGCUGCCGCUGCAGCAGCUGCUGCUGCAGUGUCCUGCAGCAGCUGGAAUUGUCUGCUGCCUCUUCAGUUGGGGCAGCACGAAGCGCAGACAGUGCGGGGUUGGCUGCUGAGAGAGCUGCUGCAUGCAGCAGCCCUUAGGGGAAGCUCAGGCCUUGAGCCGUCAGCAGCAGCAACAGCAGCAACGGGGACGAGUGAGGAACGAGGAGGUGCUUCAUUCUCACAGCGUUUUGCAUGCACAGCCCCGUCUUUAGACAGGGCUCUCCGCUUGCUGCUGCAUGCAGGAAUGCGGCAACUCGGCGGUGAAGAAGGUUCGCAGCAGCAGCGCGAGCAGCAAGAUCAGCAGCAGCAACAGCAGCAGCUGCUUCAAAGUAAGUCGUUGCUUCUCCAUGCUUCGGCGUUGCAUGCGCUGCUUCUCAGCAGCUGCUUGCUGCGAGCAGAAGGCCGCGAAGCAGCAGCAGCGAGGCUAGAGGCCCAGGUCUGCGAGGCGCUGCUGCCUACUAACCAGCGGAAGCCAGCAGCAGCAGUAGCAGCAGCAGCAGCUGCUGCUGCUGCUGCGACGUCUCUCUUUAAGAGCGAACAGGGUAGAGCAGCAGCGUUGCGCGCAGCAGCUGCUGCAGAGGGCCUCAGCGACAGCAAACAGCAACGCUGGGUGUCUCUCAGCAGCAGCGCGGUUGUCUCUAUUGGCGUUUUGCAAGCGCAGCUGGCAGCAGCAGCAGCAGUGCGAUUGGGGCUGCAGCAUGCAGCAGAGCUGCUACUCGCGAACCUGUGGGUGCAGCCGCAUCAGCAGGAGGAGCGAACACGUGCUGCUCCUGCUGUUGCUGUUGCUGCUGCUCGUGAUGGCGAGGGCCCCGUUGACUCCAGGGCUGCUGCUGCUCUUUGCUUAGCGUUGCAGGAGGCUGCAGAGACGCAACUGCAGCAGCAACACCAGGAGCUGCUGCCCGUCUUCACUCUGCCCCCUGCUGCUAUUUGCUGCCUCUCUUCCGGAGACCCUUCGACUGCAUGCAGCGCAGCAGCAAAACCGAUACCCCUCCCGCCAGCGCUGCUGGACGCUGCUGCAGUACUGAUGGCUGCUUUGUGGCAGCAGCAGCAGCAGCAGCGGCAGCAGCAGCAGCAGCAGCAGCUCUUUCGGUUUGCUGCGUGUGCUGCUGUUGAGAUCUUGUCGCUGAUGUGGAGGACAGAGCUCGACUUGCACUGCAACGACGCGUUGGGCCUUAAGGGCGUGCUGCUGCAGCAGCAGCUGCUGCAAGAUGCAUGCGCUCUAGGCAAGGAUGCAGAAGAAGCAGCAGCAGCAGCAGCAGCGUCAGCAAGACGCCCGGCCGCGUUGCUAACACGGCAUGCCUUGGCUCGUCUUGCAGAGACAGCAGGAGGGCUUCGCGGCGCAACAGCAACAGCAGCAGCAGCAACAACAGCAGCAGCAACAGCAGGGUGCGUAGAACGGUCAAUUCAUCUUCAGGAGACAGGGCCCACUGGCAGCAGCUCAACGUACACUGCGCGAAUUCUCGUGGAGGUGCAGCAGCACGCCACUGUCUCCUCAGCUUCUGCAUGCAUCAUUGUGCUGCAGCGGCUGCAGCGGCAGCUGCAGCACCUCGACACCGGAAGCACUAGAGCAAGCAAGCUGUUGGAGGUGGGCCUUGGUGCAGAGACGAUGGAGACAGUGAUGGAGACAGGCGAGGCUUCUGCAGCAAUAGCAGCACCAGCAGCAACAGCAGCAGGAAGUGUGGGGACAGAGGCAGCAGCAGCAGCAGCUGCUGCUGCUGCGGAGUGGGCAGCAGUCGUGGGUUUUGCUGCUGCACUCUGGUCAUUCUGUGCGCCGUUAAACGAAGGAGAGUCUAGUGUUGCGAUUAAGAAGGAGACAGAGGCAGCAGCAGCUGCUGCAGUAUGUAUGGCGCUUAAGGACGCGUGGUCUAGCCUUGCGUGCUUCCUUGGCGGUGGUGCUGCUUCUGCUGCUGCAACAGCAGCAAACAGGAAGGCAGCAGCAGCAGCAGCAGCAAAGGCAGCCGCUUCAAGGCUGCGUGCUGUUGUGCGCGGGUUGCAUGAGACACUACGAGCAGCAGCAGCAACAGCACCUGCUGCUGCUGCUGUUGCUGGUAGCGGCGAAGCACCACCAGUGGCUUAUAUGCGCAGCCUGGAUGCAGGGCAGAGUGCUGCUGCUUCGUUGGUGGUGCUGCAGCAGCUGCUGGAGAUGUGUGCAGCUGCAGCAGAGCCUAGUGAGCUGCUGCUGGGGGACGCUGGCAAGCGGCAACGUUCGUUGCUGCUGCUGCUGCUGGGAAGGUGGGCGGUGUUGAGUGCAGCAGCAGCAGCAGCAGCUGAACUGCAGCAGCAGCGGGAAGUAGCAGCAUGGCGCCAAGCCGUCCAGAUGAAGUCUCAGGCCUACGAAGCUGAGACAGAGGCGCUGCUGCUGCGUGCAGCAGCUCUAGAUGGCUGCGACAGGGUGCAGCAGCAGGAUUGGAGUUGGGGGAUAGGAGGCAGCACCUCAGCCUCUGUAGCACUAGCUGCGGAGACAGAAGUGCAUGCAAAUGCGCUGCAGCAGCUGCUGCAGCAGAGCAACAAAGCAAGUGAUCUGCUGCCCCAUCUAGCUCGCCUUCUCCCGUUGCGAGCAGCAGCCAUUCCUUCAGACUUAGCCCUACGUUUGCUGCCUGCUGCUGCUGCUCCAACUGGUGCAGCAGCAGCAGCAGCACAGGGCGCCGAAGGGGGAGCAGCAGCAACAACAUCAGCAGCAGGGACAGAUGAAGAGGAAGCAGCAGCAGCUGCGCAGCAGCAUGUGCUGCAGCUCAUAGAACGCGGCUCAGCUGUCACUGCUGCACCUGAGGCAGCACUGGCUGCUUGGCUAGAGGGCCUUAAUGAGUUUUGUUGCAGCACCUUGGAGACACAGCGGCUUUUGUCUCUGCUGCCAGAGCUGACGCCUCUGCUGCUGGAGACAGAAGGCGCCGCUGCUGCAGCGCAGCAGACAGGGCCCCGCUCCCCUGCCGCUUUGAGGACAGCAGCAGCAGCUGCUGCUGCAUGCAGCAGCAGCCUCGUUGCUACCCAUCCUCUCCUGCUCGCCCCUGCUGUACGUACAGCUGCAACAGGCCUAUGGGCAGUCGCCAAAGGCCUUUUAGAUGCUGCUGAAGCUACACACUCCCUUCAGCGCCAGCAGCAGCAGCAGCAGCAGAAGCUACUGCUGCAGCAGCAGCAGAUGCGGGCACCUUCACCUGUGUCCUUAGUGCUGCAGGGGGCAGCUUCAUUCCCAGCCUUGCCGUUUGCUGCGCUAACAUCUGACGGAGUCGGUGAGGGUACAGGGCUGCUGCAGCCGCUGCAGCGAGCGCAGUGGUUGCUGUUGUGGCUCCGCGCAGAGGCAGCAGCAGCAACAGCAGCAUCAGCAGCAGCAACAACAACAGGGGGUCGGAGACGCCGGGGCUCAGCAGCAACUGCUAUGAUUUGUACAACGCCCUUUGCUGCUGCACGGCUGGCCUUAGCGGGGCUGCUGCUGCAGGUGUCGCAGCAGCAGCUGGCAUGGAGGAAGCAACGUCAGAUCGCAGCAGAUGAGACUGCGACGCUGCUGCAGCGCUUAGAGGGCCUUGUUGUGGACCGCUCAGCAGCAGCAGCAGCAGGAGGGAAGCAACGGGGAGAUGCAGAAGCAGCAGAAGAACUCUUUCCCUGCAGCAAGGAGUGGACUGAGAUAGGUCAGCAGCAGCAGCAGGAGCUGCAGCAACAGCAGCAUACAGAUACUGAAGAAACCACCCAGUAUACAGCAUGGUGCAAUCAAACCACCUACGAAGCCCAUGAAGAAGACAGCCAGCAGCAGCAGCAGCAGCAGCAGCUUGCACUGCAGCAGCUAGAAGGGCUUACUGAGGAGGACCUGCUGCACAUGUGGGGCAGUGCCGUCGACACUUCAUGUGCAUGGAGCGGCUGCAGCAGCAGCAGCAGCAGCAGCAGCAGCAUCUACAGCAGCGCAGGAAGCGGCGAAGGCGAGGUCGAAUCAACCACCGCAUAUCGCGAAGCCCUCGCGGGCUCUUUCUGUGUUUUAUUGAACGCACACAAUGCGGGCUCAGCAGCAGUACCUCCAGCAGCAGCAGCAGCAGCAGAAGAGGUACGGGUACCUCAAGAGCUCGACAGGUAUUGCUUGCCGCAUAUGCAAGCAAUGCUGGCUCAGACAACUGCCCGCCUCGUAGGGGCGUCUCCACUGCAGCAGCAGCGGCAGGAGCAGCAGUUGAAGCAGCUGCUGCUGCAGGAGGAGGACGCCGCAGCAGAGGCCGAGCAGCAGCAGCAGCAGCUUGACGGGUCUGGCGUUUCUGAGGGAGAUGCAGGAGACAACGCCAUCCAGCAACAGCUGCAGCAAGAGAGACUGCAGCAGCAACGGGAGCGUGCAAGGAAGCUGCGCUUCGCUCAGCUGUGUCGUAGUAUCUCCUUCUCUGGCAGCAGCAAAGGUGCAGCAACAUCUUUUUAUGCUGCUGGCAGCCCCGUGCUGCUGCAGCCACUAAGCGGCCCCGUCCAGGAGUUUCAAGAGGCUGCUGCUUCUUUUGCUGCUGUUGUAGAAGACCACCCUGUGCUGCAGAGUAUGCUGCUGCUUACGCAAAGAGUUGCUGCUCUCUCCCUCCUCAGCACUUCUCCUGCUGAUGCUCUUGCUGCUCUCGAGGGUCUGCUAGACAGAGCAGCAGCUUGGAAGCAGGCGAUGGACAGACACCAACUGGCCCAUCUCAUUGCCUUGCACAUCUCCGCUGCUGCUGCUGCUGCUGCUGCUUCUCCCGCUGGGGGAGCAGCAGGAGCAGCAGCGCAGCAGCAGCAAGAUACUAAUGCAGCUGUCUCCGGCUAUUCCCACUCCCAGGAUGAAGCUAAGGAUGGACUGCAUCAAAGUAGCAGCACUCGAGCUUCGCUGCAGCAGCAGCAGGAAGCAGCAAUGCAGGCAGCAGAAAAGCUUCUGCAGCGGUUUGAUGCUGCAGUGCUAGCUGUUGAGAGACAGGUGCUGCUGCUGCGGCGGCGGCAGCUGCUGGAGUGGCGGUUCUUGAGGGAGUUCAGGGAGCAGCGCAUGCAGCAGCAGAGUCUGCACUUUGCUCCGUUUCUAUGGAGUUUGCUGCCUGACGACGGGGACGCUGCAGAGUCUCCUGCCGCAGCAGCAGCAGCAGCUGCUGCAGCAGCAGCAGCUGCUGCUGCUGCUGCAGGGCCUACUGCGCCAGGAGACACACCAACAGCAACCCAGGGGCUCGCUGGCACUGUCUUGCUGCAGCUUAUUCAUCGCUCACCAAAGGCAGUAACAGAAGUGCUGCUGGAGUUUCUACGUACAUCGCCCUUAGGGCAAUUCGAAGGGAGGCUGCGGUGUCUAGAAGGGGCGAGCUAUUGCAGACGGCUGCUGCUGCAUGGAGCAGCAGCAGGUGGGGUUGCUGCUGCAGCAGGAGCUGCUGCAGGGUCUGUUGUAGAACUGGGUGCAGCAAAGGCAGCAGCAACAGCAGAGGCCCCCGGUGCAGAGGUGGUUUGCUUUGUUAUGGGGGCUGUUGCUCGGUUUGCUGUUGCUGCUGGGUGGCUGAAGGCAGUGCAGCAGCAGCUGCAUGCAGCAAGAAAAGAGAUGGAUGGUGCUGUGCGGUGUUUGACGUCUUUGGCUCGUUGGGAUUUGUCUAGCAGAACGGCAAUGAGGGAAUCUGUACACAAGACGCACGUACAGCUAGCGAAGCAUAUAAAGACAUUUGAUGGGGCUUUGCUGCAGUUCAUGCAUGCAGCAGUGGGGCCAGUGGAGCAGCAGCUGCAAGAGCGGCUUGUUGCUGCAGCUUUGUCUCUCCCGCUGCUGUCUCCUUUAGCUACUGUUCGCUCUGCUGCUGAGAGUACUGCAGACGUUGCUUCCUCUAGCAGCAUGCAAGCUUGCGCCGCGCCAGCAACAGCAGCAGCAGCAGCAGCUGCUGCUGCUGCUGCAGAAGCAGGGGGCCAUCCCUCCUCAAUGGACGCAGGAGAAGCAGCAGCAGCAGCAGCAGCAAGUGCUGUGGGGAGGUUCUUAAGCUUGUCCCUUGGCCUUGAGGAGACAGUAGAUAUAGAUUACAGGUGCUUACAAGACCUGCAUGCAUUCUGCAGCAACUCAACGAGUGCAGCAGAUGUAGCUCUGGACGUGCAGAGUGUAUGCGAAGAUUUUAGUGCUGCUGUCAAAGAGGCUGCAGCUGCGUCAGCAGCAGCAGUUGAAGACCAACAGCAGCAACAGCAGCAGCAGCAGCAGCAGCAGGAGGAGGAGGGAGCACCAGCAGCAGGCCGAGCCAAGCGUAAGAGACAGUUGACACGGCAGCAAAUGCAAAGAAAAUUCACAGAGCUGCGGGGGCUGCUGCGUACGCACUUGCAGCUGCCCUGUCUGUCUCUUUGUGGAGGAGACACUAGUCUCUUUGCUGCUGCUUUAAAUGAUGCUAGCGGCCUCCCGGGGCCUCCUGGGGCUACUCACCCGCUGCAGGAUGCAGCAGCACUGCAGCAGCACGACACGGCAGCAAGAGCAGCAGCUGUUUUGUCUCGCGGGGCAAAGAAUAAACAGCCUCUGGCUAGCUGGCUAGCCACAGAAGCAGCAAAGGAGACACCCAAGGCAAUCGGAGAGCUCCUUGGAGACACUUGGGUCUCUGCUGCGCAGCAGUGGUAUUUGCUGCUGCAGUUGCUGCUGCAGUGCCAGCAGAUAACGAAGCCUCACAAGGAUGUGCUGGCGCAGCGGGAGCUGCUGCUGGGGUUUGUUGCUGCUCUGGUCCUGCAUGCGCUGCAGCAGCGGCAGCGUUGCUGGGAAGCUGCUGCGCAGUAUCAGGUGCUGGCAGACGCAGCGGCAGUGUCCUUGGUGUCUCCAUCUGUGACAAUUCCUGCUGCGCUGCAGCAGGGGCUGCAGCAAGCAGCAGAGACACUGCAGCAAGCUUUGCAGCAAGCUGGGGCCCUCCUCCCCACCCUAACAGAGGCAGCAGCACAAAAUGAUGCUAUAGACCUUGCGUUUGCUGCUGUCUCUUCUGCGUCUGGCAGCAGCACGUCAGCUUCAUUAGCAGCAUUUGAAGGCAAAGGACACGCCUCUAUUGGGGCGCAGCAGCCUGCAGCAGCAGCAGCAGCAGCAGCAGCACCUGGUGGUGGUGCUGCUGCUGCGGAGACAGAUGAACGCCGCAUGCUGCGCCAUGACGUGCGACAGCUGCGGGGGGCUUGGGAGACACUUCGCAAGGCUCAGCAGCAGCUGGAGGUGCUGCAGCAGCUUCUCCUCAGCAGCCCCGAGGCUCGGCGGUUGUCUGCUGCUGCAACAGCAGCAGCAACAGCAGCAGGAGGGCAGGGAGAAGGCGUUUGCAUGCGCGUGCGGUUGCAGUGGCUGGGAGAGGUUAAAACUGCAUGCGAGGAGACACUUGCCUUCAUGAAGGGACAAGGAGACGAAGGGAAGGGAGACAGAGGUCUCUUCAAUUUGCUGCCAACGCAUGCAGCUGCAGGCCUUCGCAAAGCCUGCGAAGUGCUGCAUGCGCAGUCUGCUGCUAUUGCUGCAGCUGCUGCAGCUGCGCAGGAAGAGACAGCAAACAACAGCAGCAGAGGAGACACAGCCAUAGCGAAAGCCACGGAGACACUUCAAUUUGCCCUAGCAGCAUGCAAAGGAGACACCCCACAACCAGCAGUGGACCUCCUUCUUCAGCUUCCCAGCCAGCUUAACAAAGACAACGUGCAGCAGCAGCAGCAGCAGCAGAAAGAACAACAGCAUGAGCAGCAGCAGCCGGUGUUUGCAAGCCUGCCUGUGCCGUCUCUCGAGUGUCUCUUCCCCUUCAAGCAAUGCACUGCCGCAGUUGAGGCCUUCACAAGAGCAGCACCUGCAUACGUGGUUCGCCCCUUGCUGCAGACGCCCGCAGCAGCAGCAGCAGCAGCAACAGCAGCAGCAGCAGGAGCCGGAGCAGGGCCAGCAGCAGUAUCUACAACAGGGAACAGCAGCAAAGCGAGAGAUGUGGUGCUGCUGACGCUGCAACGGGCAGCAGCAGUUGUCUUAGCUGCAUUUGAUGCACUGGAAGGGACAACCCGAUUAUGCUUAAGUUUGCUGCGGCUUACAUUAGUGCUGCUGCAGCUAGGGUGGGGGCGGCUUAGCAGCGAGGAGGAGGCAGCAGCAGCAGCAGCAGCAGCAAGGCCUGAGAAGCAGAAAGAUGAAUGGAUAGCAGCAACAGGAUUAGGAGAAGGCGAUGGUGCUCAAGACAGAUCUGAAGAUAUCAAAGACGAAUUUCAGUUCGAUGGCCUUAGAGAUGAACAGCAAGACACCCAGCAGCAGAAACCCCCAGAGAAGCCCAAGACCCAAGAAGAGGAUAAAGCGCUGGAGGUGUCUAUGGACUUUGAAGCACAGGCUGAGGCUCCCCCACCUUCUCAGCAAGACGGCAGCAAGCAGCAGCAGCAGCAGCAGCAGGAGCUGGAGGAUAGCGCGGGGCAAGUUGACCUGCAAGAGGGAGGACAAAUAGAGAAUAAGAGAUGGGCUGGAGAUGAACAGUCAGAAGAAGAAGAAGACAAGGAGACAAAACAAAAAAAUAAACAAAAGGAGACAAUAGAGACAGAAGGAGGAGUCCCUCAAGGUGAGGUAGAGAUGGAGGGCGCAAAAGAAAGCGACGACGACGCCUCGCACAGCAACAAGCCCACAGAAGGAGAGCAGCAGCAGCAGCAGCAGCAGCAGCAGCAGCAGGACUCGAACAAGACCCAGGAUGAGGAAGUUGAUGAGGGAAGCCUUGAGGCCCCUGGUUCUGACGGCGACGAGUUAGAGCAGCAGGAAGCCCCACACUAUCAGAAAAAGCUGCGGGGAGGAGACAUGGAGAGAGCAGAAGAGACAGGUGACAAUCCGGAGGAAGUAGAGGGCGAAGCCGAGGAGACUGGAGACGAAGCAUCAGACGAGGCCUGCGACAGCGAGCAGCAGCAGCAACAGCAACAGCAGCAGCAGCAGGGUCGGGGGGAAGGCCCCACAGAUAGUUGGGGAGACGACUUGCAGCUUGAAGACGCUGAUUUAGAUGGAGACGGAGAAGAAGGAGACAGCCAUGAGGAGGCGUCUGGUGAUGCAGAGGAGACAGGUGCUGCGGAGGAGACAGGUGCUGCAGAGGAGCAGCAAGAGAAUGCUGGUGCAGCAGACGGCAGCAGCAGCGGCAAUGCCGAUGCUGAGGAGGGAGGAGACAUGGCUGUGGAUUCAGGCGAUCCGCAGCAGCAGGGGACACUCGAUCAAGAGCAGCAGCAGCAGGACCAAGAGCAGCAGCAGCAGCAGCAGCAGGACGGGGCCUCUGACGAAGCAGCAGAUGCAGCAGACAACAGCAACGGCGCUGCAGCAGGCACACAAGAGGAGGGCUCUGCUGAGGAGCCAACAGCAGAGGGAGAAGAGAUAGAGAAAGAAGAGACAGAAGAAGAAGAGACAGCGGAGACAGACGACAACGACAAGGGCGUCCACCAGGACCCCUCGGUUCAAGGCAUCGCAGCGCCUCUCAAUGAAGAGGAAGAUAAUUCAGUUGCUGCUGAGAAGCGCAGACAGCCGCCACCUAAACAAAAACCCCACAGGGCCUUUGGAAUAGAAGGAGAGGGCAGUCUCGUGCAGCGAGAGACAAUAGAAGGAGACGGGGAAGAUGGAGGAGACAUAGGAGACGAUGGAGCGGAUGGCUGGGAGGAGGAUGGGGGAGAUUCUGCUGCAGCAGCAGCAGCAGCAGCAGCAGCAAAAGACGGUAGCUCCUUGUCUCGCAAUAGCGGCAGCGGGGGCUCUCAAGAAGGAGACAGUAGGAGACACCCCCCUCGCUCUUCAUUGCCGGCGAAUCCCCUUGAAGACACCGAAGCUGUGGAGCGCUGGCUGCAGCAAGUGCAGCUGCUGCAGCAGCAGCAAGACCAAGACAGCGACGCUGCUGCCGCUUCCGUAGAGCCAAACAAAGGGGAGGAGGAUGCUGCUCCCGAUGGAGGUGAGGAGACACCUCAGCUACAGCGGGGACAGCUCUGUCAGCAAGACGAAGCAAGAGGGACCCACGAAGCCUUUGCAGAAGCAGAGGAGAAUUCCGCCUCCCAGAGCACCAACAAUGCGAAGCUGGCGGAGACAGACACCUUAGUUGUGGUGUACAGGGAGGACGCUGAGAACGGCGGCGAGAGAAAAACAGAAGAGCAGCAGGAAGAAGACAAAUUAAUCUCCGCUAGAAUUAAUACAGAGCAGCAAAAGACAGCAGAGAAGAAGGGCGAAGCUCGCGAGGUGUCUGUACACCUUGGAGGAGACAGCGCAGAGUUCAUGGAGACAGACAGUCAAGGAGACGAAGAUAUGGAUGAGGCCUCCUCUCGCUUGCUGCAGCAGCUUGAGCCGCAGCAACACCCGCAUGAAGCAGCGGAUCCCUCGCAGCAGCAGCAGCAUCAGCAGCAGCAGCAGCAGGGGGACGCAGCAGACAACAAGAGCCGUCAAGACCUGCGGCAUCCAGAAGAAGAUGAAGAAAAGACAAAACAAAUGGAGAUAGAUUUCCAGCAUAGAGUGUCUCUAGAUGACGUAGGCAAAGAGGGACUGUCUCCUGAGCAUGCAGCAGCUCUUUGGCAUAUGCUAGAAGGCCGCACUUCAGCAGCAGCUGUUAGCCUCAGCGAAACGCUUCGUCUCGUGCUGCAGCCCACUGCCAAUGGGGCUUGGGAGGGAGGCUACCGAUCAGGAAAGAAGCUGAGUCUGCGCCGCGUGUUGUCUUACGUCGCCUCAUCUCAGCGAGAUGACCGCCUGUGGCUGCGGAGGCGUCGAGCGCAGGGGUUUAAUUAUCGCGUGUUUGUUGGUAUUGACUGCAGCAGCUCUAUGCAGCAGCUUAAUGCUGCAGCUAGUGCUAUUGAAGCCGUUGUUCUAUUAACACAAACCUUUAAUCUUCUUCAGAUCGGCACCGUGAGUGUUUGUACAUUUGGAGGCCCCAAGCCGGAGGUGUGCAUACACCCCACGCCUCAGGUGUCUGCAGCUGAGGGGCAGAGGCUCCUUCAGCGCUGCAGCUUCAAAGAGGAAUCGCAUAAAAGUCAUGAGGUAGCUAUAACAGAUAUGCUGCAGCUGGCGAUACAUGAGCUCGACAACGACAGCGGCAGCAGCAGCAGCAGCAGCAAUACCACCACCAUGGUUCUUAUCUUAUCUGACGGAAGGUUUAAUAAGGAGCAAGCAAGGCCCUGGGUGAAUGCAGCAAUUGCAAGAGGGUGUAUCCCUUUACUGCUUAUUCUAGAUCCCGAGCAGCAGAAGCAGAAGGGUGCUCCUACUGCUGCUGCUGCUGCUGCUGCUGGUGGGGCCCCUCCCCACAGCAGCAGCAUAUUUGAUUUGAAGCAAGUGCAGCAGCUGCCUGGGGGGGGCAUGGAGGUGUCUCCUUAUUUGCAAGAUUUUCCUUUUCCUUAUUAUGCAGUUGUUAGAGACACUCGGCAACUACCUGCGGUGUUUGGGGAUAUCAUUCGCCAGUGGGUAGAGGCUGCGAAUAGCAGGGCUUAA